GUAAAUACUGGGGCGUGGGAGCGGUGAACACGGGGACGUGGAGGGUUUUGUUUGAGAAGGUGAUACAUCCCUCAAUAUGGCGGAGGCAGACUGGGAGCUGAGUAAGGAGAAUGUUCAGCCUUUGAAGCAAGGCAGAGAUGUGGGCACACUGAAAGAUGUACUUGCACAGCAUGAAGGCCAAAGUCAGAUCAGUAUUAAGGAUCAGUUUUGGGCCUUUGAGACAGAAAUCCGUUCUAAUGCUGGGAACGACCCUCUAGAUGUUUGGGAUAGGUACCUUAAAUGGACAGAACAGGUGUAUCCACAUGGUGGAACAGAUAGUAAUCUCUCAGCAUUGUUGGAGAGAAGCGUAAGAACCUUCCUAAAGAAUGACCAAUACUACAGUGAUCUACGGUACCUUUGUCACUGGCUAAAGUUUAUUGAUUACUGUACUGAUCCACUGGAAGUCUUUGAUUUCUUGAAAAGCAAAGGAAUCGGUGUCACACAUGCCGUUCUUUAUAUUUCCUGGGCUGAACAAUACGAGCUUCUAGGAAACAAUAGAAAGGCAGAGGCUGCCUUGCAAGAAGGGAUUCGACUCCAGGCUGAACCCCGUGAAAAAUUGCAGCACCAUCUUAGAUCUUUUCAAUCGCGAAUAUGUAGGCAAGUUGUGGCUGCCAUAAAUGAAGGAGGAUCAAAUGAAGUAUUAGAUCCUGAGCCUGUUCAAUCGCAAAGAAGAACUCUUGGAGAACUAAAACGCAGUGGACGAAAAAAAGUCUUGGCACCAGUCAACAGGAUUGGAAGUUCUAUGAUAUCACAAAGGCAAGGGUUUGGGCAGCAUGUGGUUUCCAGUCAAGAUCAGAAUGGCACAUUUGAUGUAUUCAAUGAAAACCAAUUGAGCAACCAGCCUUCAGACCAUCCAAGGUUAACAGACGGACAAUGGUCCACACUUCCUGCAACUUCUGCAAAGGAGAAUGAAAUCAAACCAGGACAGUGGAAUUCUUUGGGGAUGCCUCGACGUUCCAACACGCCUUCAGUUCCCUUUUCUGCGCUUUUGUCAGCCAGCAAACCUGACUUCAAGCUUUUUGAGGAGGAAUCUGCUCAUGUGGAACCAAUGACUCCUUGUAAGAUUGAGCCCUUGUUCACUCCAGUGUUGAGUGCACGGAAACCCAGCAGAGAGGCAAAUCCAUUAUCCAGAGUUCAGAUAGAAAACUGCAAAGAAGAAAAGGUGGUAUCUAUGUAUUCAAAAGACCAGGUCUAUGGUGGAUUACGCGAGUUUUCUUUUGAAGAGCUGAGGGCAGAAGAUAUCAAAAAGAAAUAUAAAUCUGUUGAUAAAGAACAGGAGCAAAAGUUGUUGAAGUUAAAAAAGGAAAAAGAGGAGAUUGAACAAUUAAUCCAUAUCAAUAUGAAGAGGAUAAAGGAACAUCAAGAGCGUCUCCAACUUGAAGCCCAACAGAACAAGUCUGACGUUCAAACCCAGGUGCCCAUGAAUGUAUCUGUUUUGGCAGCUCAACCUCAAUCCGACACAGAUACAAAUGUUUUCACUGAAGAUUCCUGCACUGCAAGCCUCGAUCUUCAGAACCAAGUAGCUGGUAAUGUAACAAAUUCAGUGGAUUUUGGCACACUGCACAACAUAUCAGAAAUGAAAGCUGAAGAUUCUUGCAAAGAUGGGUUAAAUCAAGCUGAGAUGAGAAAGAAAAAUCUGAAUCUUUCAAAUUGUACAGAUGGGGGCCACAUGGAAAGUGGUGAACCAAAUGCUUUGGAGGUACAGAAUUUGUCGGCUAAUUAUAGUUUACUACAUGUACAGCCAUCCCCGACCGUCUGCACCAAGGAAGCUCUAGAUGUCAUAAACGGUAUGUUCUGCACACCAGUUAAUUGCUCGCAAUGGAAUGAUAUAAAUGAGUCCGGGAAUUUGGGUGCUGUGUCUGGUGUCUGUAGCGAUGACCAGGCAUUUGAAGUUCAGUUUAUGAAAAAUGCUGACAAACAUGAUCCAAGCUUGGUUCCAAAGCAGAUUCCUUCAUUCUUUGGGUUGCCAACAUUACCGUUCAAUAUUUUUAAUGACAUUUCAGAUGUUGAAGACCAGGAGAACAAGCCACCUGCUGAUUACUUGAAGUCCAAACCUCGAUGGCCACUUUCAGGAAUCCUUGUGCCUUCCAAGGACAUUCCAACUGAGGAAACCUGUGUUGCUGAAGUCGAUGAUUUGGAUGUUAUGGAACCCUUAACUGAUCAUUUUGAGAGCAACGAUUAUCCAAACAAAACACUAGGCCCAUUUCCUGAAAAUGCCUGUGACUUCUCAAGAGGAGCACAUCUGGUCUCUACUCCUUUUCAUCAAGAUCCUCUGAAUGGAGACGCGUCAAUCAAAUGGAUCUCUGAAUCUUCUCGGACUAAUCUAAAUUCACUGUCACUCUUCAAGGAAUCUAUGUAUGACCAGCCCCUGCAUAAGAAAAAACUGAGUCCAAUUCAAGAGGCAAGCGAAGAUGGUCUAUCUUCUGCGACCACCACCUCUUCAGGUUCCACCACUUCAGUGGGUGCACUUUGUGCGAUGAGUGAUUUGAAUAUCUUUGAAAAAUCUGAGCCAGGCCAAUUGAAUUCUUCUGAGGUCUUCUACGUGAAUUCCAUCUCUGAUUAUCCUUGGGAUAUAGAAGUGCGGAAUCAGCUUUUAUUGUCCCUUCCUACACCAUUAAGUUCAUUCCAAGACUUCUAUGUUCAGAAUGGCUCUCUACCUGUUCUUGAAGAUGAUAGUGAGCUGAUUCUGGGUUCACAAACUUUUAAUAUUAAGCAAGCAGCUGAGCAUGAACAGUGCCGGAUAUUCUAUGGAAUGGAUGCAAGCCUGACCUUCUCUAAAGCUAUUAUAAAGGUAAACCCUUACAGACUGCCCUGGGACUUCUACAUCAAUCAACAGCUCAAAAUGCGUCUCGGCUCCCAGUUUAAUAAAUAUUUUGGUCAUAAUCAGUGUUGCUACUUGUUUGACAAUUGUUGUGUGACUGUGGAUCAGGACAAGGGCAGCAGAACAAUAAAGGAUAUAUCUCAGAUUUGGGAAUCUGUACCAGAACCACUUGUUAUGCUUUUAACACUUGAUCUACUGGCGCUAGUGGAACAGAUGCACUCGGCUGAAAUAGUUCAUGGAUGCAUAGCACCAGAAACACUCUUUCUGUACACCUGCCAUAAUAAUACCUCCAUAUGGCCCAACGACAACAGUUUAGUAAAGCUCAUGGACUUCACACACAGUGUGGACUUGAGGCUGCAGUCAGACGUUGCCACCUUUACAGGAUUUCCGACAGUUCAUUCAUUGCCCAAUAGGGAGCUUGCUUUGGAGUGCACCAGUGCCUAUCAGGUUGAUCUCCUUGGGAUUGCAGACACGAUGCAUUUUCUGCUUUUUGGAGAGCAUCUAGAUGUUUACAAGGAGGAUUCAUUGUGGAUUCUCAGCCCCACAUCUUACAGAAUGGAACUGCUGUACAUGGAGGUAUGGAGUUGUUUCUUUGAAAAGAUUCUAAAUGCAGGAAAUGCAUCUUCAAUGUCGAUCCUGAAGGAAUUGCAACAGAUUAUGAGGGAAGCCAUUGAGGACUGAUACAUUCAUACAGAACCUGAUGUCAAGUGAAUGAGGCAUAUUUUAAAAUAAAUUCAGGAUCCUGUUAUUUUCCAUUUUAAUACUGAAUAAAUGUCUUGUGUAAAUUUGUUUAAUAAAUAAGCUUACUUUUU
Leucoraja erinaceus (little skate) is the source of this 3672-nucleotide messenger RNA. RefSeq names its product BUB1 mitotic checkpoint serine/threonine kinase Bb (gene bub1bb). Gene Ontology annotation, biological process: mitotic spindle assembly checkpoint signaling; meiotic sister chromatid cohesion, centromeric. Lineage: Eukaryota; Metazoa; Chordata; Chondrichthyes; Rajiformes; Rajidae. The record is from RefSeq and is a predicted model, not a curated record. Gene Ontology annotation, molecular function: protein kinase activity.